UGUGCCCAUGGCCCCUUGUCCUGGUGCUGGGCACCACUGGGAAGAGUCUGGCAGAGGUUGAUCAAAUACACUGAAACUUUUGGAGAGGAGGGAUGUGUGUGGAUGCAGGCUUUGGAAAACAACAGGGUACUGAUCCCAAAGGCUCUCUGCAAUAUUUUUUUUUACCGGUGGGGAACAGAAGUCAGAUCCUGGCAAUGCAUCUGUUUGGGAAAAAAAAAAAAAAAAAAGAAUAAAUCGCCUUCUGUGGAAGACUGUCUCUUCAUCUGUGUCUGGAAAACAAACUCCUUUGCUGUCAAACCGUAGUCUAAAGACUUCAGAGAGCUUCUAGAAUAUGCCUAAGUAGUGGCUUGGUAUAGAGAAUUUUGAUCGUUCAUCCCCAGCAGGAGCCGGGUGAGCGAAGGCUUGCGUUGGUGUUCCACUGCUGCGGAGCUGUGUUAUGGGAAUGGUUGAAAGGCAGCGGGGUUGAGUCCCUGGCAGUGGCAGAUAAUGUACAAACAUGACGAAACAGGAGUCCAAAAAGGCUGCUUCCUGGAAGCGUCUAAUCUCCUGGGUGUUGUGUGCUUAGACUUGGAGUGUCUCAUGAGCGCUUGACGUUCAGGCCGAGGGAUGAGGCAGGAGCAGGUCCAUCCCGUGACUGACUCACGGCACCGCUCCACUGGCACUGGCUGAAGAGCAAGCUAACGCUGAAGUUUUUACGGCCCCUCCUUUAGCUGCGACUGUCAACCAAAUGUUGCAGGCAAGGCAGGAAAUUGAGAAGCUGCCCGGGGUGCAAAAUGCUUUCCUGUGUGUUAUCUACCAAAUUUUAAAAUGCUUUAAAAGUUGUUGUGGGGCAUCAGAUCUUAUUUUGAGCGUCGGGGCGUAUGAAAUAAAACGCUGUGUUGCUUUUCUCACCAGGCAGGGCUCGUUGCACCCUGACUUGCAGGACUGUUGCGUUCGGAUGACUUCCGAGCAUGUGACUGGAGAUUUCUUCCCAAGUCCCGGGGGAUGUGAGAGGUGCGGUGAGGUCUCAGCAGAAUUCCCUCCGCUGUGCCCGAGGACGCUUCUUGUGAAGCUUUAGAGCUCUCUUCAGCUGAUGGAUCAAGUGUGGGCAGAUCUGUUGCUGGCUUUUCAGGUCUCCGUGCCGCCGGUGCCGGUCCCCAGGACAGAGGGACCCGGAGCUGCCAUGACGACGGGUGACUGCUGCCAUCUCCCCGGCUCCCUGUGCGACUGCCCGGGAAGCGCCGCCCUCUCCAAGUCCGUGGAGGACUCUGACAUCGGUCGCCCGCAGUACGUCACGCAGGUCACCGCCAAGGAUGGACGGCUCCUCUCGACGGUCAUCAAGGCACUGGGCACGCAGAGUGACGGUCCCAUCUGUCGAAUCUGUCAUGAAGGUGGAAAUGGGGAGGGACUGCUUUCCCCGUGUGACUGCACAGGAACACUGGGCACCGUGCACAAGAGCUGCCUGGAAAAAUGGUUAUCCUCCUCCAACACAAGUUACUGUGAGCUCUGCCACACAGAAUUUGUUGUAGAGAGAAGACCGAGACCUUUGACAGAGUGGCUGAAGGAUCCUGGUCCCCGCAACGAGAAGAGGACCCUUUUCUGCGACAUGGUGUGUUUCCUGUUCAUUACUCCCCUGGCGGCGAUCUCCGGCUGGCUGUGUCUGCGCGGAGCCCAGGAUCAUUUGCAGUUCAACAGCCGACUGGAGGCCAUCGGACUCAUAGCACUAACGAUAGCACUUUUCACAAUCUACGUCCUUUGGACACUGGUUUCGUUCCGCUACCACUGCCAGCUGUACUCGGAGUGGCGAAGGACCAACCAGAAAGUCCGCCUGAUGAUCCCAGCCUCGCGGAGCCCCCACCCCGUGCCCCACUCCCUCCUCUCUGCCAAGCUCAUGAAGAAGACCGCGGAUGAAACCACCGUCUGAGCCGUCCCUCGGCCGCCGCGCCGCGUGGCUGCUGGGGCGAGGGCAGCCCUUGGGGGCUGGCAGGAGCAAAGAGGGGCGGGUGUCCCUGCGUGCUCAGGAAACGUGGCAACUGCGGAGGCACUAGAAAGCAAUCAUCCCCCCCGGAGGGACUCUGCGGUCAGCACGUGCUUAUACUAUGGCAAACAACGUUGAUAAUCAACGCCUGUCACGUGAAAUGGCCCAAAAGAGCCAGGCGACAGAACACGGGACACUUUCCUAUAACUAAAUACCAUACGUGGAAAAUAUCUCCAUAUAUAUAUAUAUAUCUAUAUAUAAUAUUAUUUUUUAAUGGCCAUGCAUAUUGUGUUUCAGUCCUUUUGUGUUGAUGUUCUAAGCUUCAGUAUAGAAGCUGGCAGCCUGAUCUCAUUCAGAGGUUAAAUCGAUGCCUUUUCUCCAAACGAGCGUACAAAGAACACUUCUCACCCGCCGUUCGUGGAAGUCCCCUUCUCCUUUGCACUAAAUUGGUUUUGAUAAUACUGCAGCAGCCUUUCUCGUUACUCUUUGGUCUCUCUCGUGGUGUUUCUGUCCUUUCUAGAAAGUUGUGUGUUUUUAAUAAUUAUUGUAAUCCAGAAGGAGUAAAAUGACGUAAUCCUGAAUGGAGACAUUUUGUAUUGUAAAGUAUGGUAAUUUUGAGAAUUUCAAAAUAAGUUUCAAAAUGAGAAAAACCUUUUCCUGUGCAGACAUGAUCUCACAAAACGCUUUCCUUGCAGAUCCUGGCUCAUCCCCAGGACUCGGAUGCACUCGGCUGCUGGUGUGUCUGGCAAAGGUAGAUGGAGAGCUGAGGGUGGGAGGUGAUGGCUCGUCCUAGCUAAACCCACCAUUGCCUUUUGCUUUUAAAAGAUUCAGAAAGGAGCUUUCCUGACCCCUAAAGGUGAGAGUUGGAGUCUCUGUUUGCUGAUGUCCUUUCACCACCCUGAGGCUGGACCUCUCAUAGUCCCAGUUACACCCAUACCUUAGGGGACAGGCCCUGCACUGCAGCCGCUCGGCAGGACGCUGUCUCUGUGCGCUGUGUUUGCACAUUCCUCGGCAGCAGCCAGGGGAGCUGCUGUGAUUUGGCUCAUCCCCGAAAACGCUGCCUGCCUGUUUUGUCCCCUCUCGAGAAACACCCCAAGAUCGCUGGUUCCCGGAGAACAGGCUCUGGGUCCCUUCUCCUGCAGGGCCAGUGUUCCUCCUCCUCCUUCGUUCCCAGCACAUCCAGCUAGCGAACCCCUCCGUCGUGGAGUGCCCAAUCUGCCGAGGGUCUCCCCGAGUUUGGCUUUAGUCCUCGCCUCUCUGCUGCCUCCCCACCCUGCCAGACGAUGCCUGUGCUUGGUGCUGUGCUCUCCGGAGCCCCAUGAGAGGAGCGGGCCGUAAGACGCCGGCACCGGCACUGCCCACCAGAGGUGGGUGCAGCAGCUGGGAGGCAGCCUUGGCUCUCCCUCCCGCGGUGGUGAGGGUGGAUAGCAGGGAGGAGGCAGGCUCCAAGGCGCCCGUGUCCUUGCAGCGGGUGGUGGUACAGUCACACACUUGCGUCCCUCUGCUCCUUUCCUGAAGUUGAGUGGAUCAGUCCGAUGCCCUGCUAGAUCGAGACCUGUAAGUUCUUGAAUUCAAAGCACCACGUGCCAUUCCUCCUUCUCUCUAGCUGCAAAGCAGGCGGCUUUUCCUUCCGUGUCCCUGACCCUAGGCUGUAAGUCGCUGGUGGGAUGAGCAGUAGGGGCCAGUGCCCUGUCUCUCCCAGUAGGGUUGCUCCAGCCCUGGGGCCUGGUCUGUGCCUGCUCUCCUCCCGCCCCAGGGUUCUCCUGCAGCUCAGUGACACCCCAGCACAUCUUGCAGCAGCCCCUGAGGUUUGGUCCGAGCUGGUCUCUGUUCUGAGCACGAGGGUCUCCUUUGAUCACAGGGUGAACGGCUUCUGUCGCGGCCAGGUUGUGCAUCUCUGCUCCCCUCUCUGCCACCCUCUCUGCCCGUCUCUUCCCUUCUGCCACGGCACCUUCCCUUCUCCCUGUUGUGCAGGGAUGGCUCAGCUCCCGGAUGCCCAUGGCGCAGAGAGGCCUCUUCAGCCCCGCUGCGGUUCUGCUCCCCGCACCGCGGUAGCGUCCUGCUUCAAACCAGCCUGUGCAGGGGAGCUGCCACGCAGGCGCUGCCCCCCUCCGCGCGCCCCUUCCCUUGGCAGUGAGUGCUGCACCGCUGCUCCGUGCCUUGUCCUGGGUUCCCCUUCCUUCAGCCCCUCCCCAGCAAACCCCGUGUUCACCAGGAUGUUCCCAGCAAAGAAAAAUUUGGGGGUUUAGUUUACCCUUCCCAGCCCUGGCUGCCUCCCAGGAGUUUGCUCUUGCCACACGUCUCGUUCUGGCAGGUAACGAAGGAUGUGCGCUCCCACACCACGUUCCCCUAGUAAGGACUUAAUGGAACCAGUGUUUCAGUUCGGAAACCCACUCUUGAUCCAAAUAUGCAACUGUGAAAGCCAGAAGUCCCUGGCUGGGGGCAGCUGGGGCCCAGCCCAGUGCUGCUGCGCGGCCGUGGCUUCGCUCUCAGCUUCGUUGUCUUUAUUGUAGUUGCCGGUAAUUGGAGUUGUUGCAUGUGCCCCUGCAAAACCCAACAGCGACUCUUUGAGUCUCCUCCUCCUUCCCAGAGGAGACAUUCAGCUCGUGGAUGUGGGAAAUCAGUGUCUCUGACCCUCCACGUUCCAGUGUCACGGGGAAAUGGGCUGUGCAAUUAUGUAAAUAAAAGUGAGACAAACGUU
This is a messenger RNA of Egretta garzetta (little egret), 4658 nucleotides long. It is a transcript of the gene MARCHF2, whose product is annotated as membrane associated ring-CH-type finger 2. Bases 1073 to 1903 code for a protein of 276 amino acids. Lineage: Eukaryota; Metazoa; Chordata; Aves; Pelecaniformes; Ardeidae. Gene Ontology annotation, biological process: protein ubiquitination. Gene Ontology annotation, molecular function: zinc ion binding; ubiquitin-protein transferase activity. The record is from RefSeq and is a predicted model, not a curated record. The transcript has 6 exons.